This is a messenger RNA of Scophthalmus maximus (turbot), 1924 nucleotides long. RefSeq lists its product as uncharacterized. The record is from RefSeq and is a predicted model, not a curated record. The transcript has a single exon. Bases 439 to 1134 code for a protein of 231 amino acids. Lineage: Eukaryota; Metazoa; Chordata; Actinopteri; Pleuronectiformes; Scophthalmidae.
UAAGAGCCACCGCCCGCCCCCUCUCCUGUAUUUUUAGCUGAGCCAGCCGCUUCAUCUGCUGGAUUUGCAGCUGUGCACCGUAUGCAGUGAUCUCACGGAAUCCUCUCUGAUAGAUGACAUGAAAUCUCCUCCUGCAGACUCGCCGUGGGACCGCGCCGCCGGCCGUUCCCGGGAAACGUCGUGCGAGGGAGACGUCCGUCCCGCCGCUGCCGGACCCUGAGACGCGCGCUCAGCCCGCGGAUGCUCGAUGUCCAUUAUGAAACGCAACGGUGCACCGGGUGUCGAGUGUCACGCGCAGCGCUUUUGACAUCAAGUGAAUUACAAGAAAUCAAUUUAACUGCAAAGAAAAGACCUGCCCGUCUUCUCCUGGACUGUGGAUAACAAGAAGCCUUCAAGACGGAGGGGGUGGUGGAGCAUCGAGGAAAGAACAGGGGCAACAUGAGGGAACGGGACUUCAUGCCCAAUAUGGAGAGGGGCAAGCCUGCCACUUACACGGGGGACAAAAAGGCUAAGAUGGCUGCUAAGACGAACAAGAAGUGGGUGAGACUGGCCACUGUCUUUGCCUAUGUGUUGUCCGUGUCCCUAGCAGCCAUCAUCCUGGCGAUCUACUACAGCCUCAUUUGGAAACCAACUAGCGCAUCCUCUGCGGGGAAGCCGGGGGUGCACGAGGAGGUCACCGCCGCCGCCGCCAACACCUCAACCAACGGUUCCGCCAGUGGCAGCGUGUCCGAGUGGAACUCCACGCAGACGGGACAGCUGUCGGCCAACCACACCAGGCUCGGCCGGGCGUUCCAGUGGGACGACAUGGCCGAGAGCGCGGCCGUCUCCCCGCGAGCAGCCGCUGCGCACUCGCGGCGGGAGGACGGACUCUACACGUCCCCCCGCGGCCACACAGACGCGGAGAGACCGGGCGAAGAGGCGCACGCGUCCGAACCCCGGCUGAGCCAGCGGCUCAUCCCGUCAGGCACCGGGGAGACGACUCAUGGGGAGGAGGAGGAGGAGGAGGAGGAGGAGGAGGAGAGGCGGGCGCGCAGCCGGGGUGCAGGGGCGACUGACGCACGCGACCCCGAGCAGCAGCAGCCGGCUGCGGAUUCUGCCACUGCCCCUCCGACGAGCCGAGCGACCGGGGCCUGAUCCCUGAUCCCUGAUCCCCCCAACACACACACACGAGGACUCAGUGCCGCAGGUCGGAUAACACACAGGCCCUCUUCUUAAAACUAAUACUGCAGAUUCCCUUGUGGAUGUUGAACUGCACACAUGAACUGAUAUCUCGCCCUUGUGACUGACAAAAGAGGAAUCCUUGCUUCUUCUAUCAACACUGAUCCCCCCCUCAACAAUAACUAUGCGUUGUUGUUGUAUUUUCUGUUUUCAUUUUAGGCCAUCAGUAUGCCUUAAACAUCAGAGUGUGUGUGUGUGUGUGUGUGUGUGUGUGUGUGUGUGUGUGUGAGUCUCCUUUACCUCGGACAGCUUCUGAGGCACUGACCUGCCCCUGCCUGUGGACAAGACUGCCAUAGUCAUUUUGUCAAACUAACGGGACAAAGGCUCCAAAGAUGCUUUUGAUUUUGUUGGACAUCAACAUGUCUCGCGGGGCAGACAGCGCCUCACAUCACUGCCAUCCACCGGCUGCUCUCAAUCAGCACUACUGCGUUAGUUGCAUUUUUAACAUGUAGACUGUACUUUUUUCCUGUUCAUGGAUCAAACCUGGAUUCCGAGUAGAAGAACUGCAUUGUUGAGUUAUGCUCAGGUAUGUGCAUACAGCCAUGUAAAUGUAUUGUGUGUUUCGGUCAUGUACAUACAGGGCAGGCGUACAUCUUUUAGGCCUCGAUAAACUUUUAGUGUAAGUAGAGGAUUUUUAAUAAAGUUACAGUAUGUAUAAUAGAUAGAACUAUAUCACAAGGUACAAAUAAACAUCCUUAGAAAAUGA